AUGUCAGAGAAACAACUACCAUCACAUAACAAGAUAACUUUACCACCGCAGGAAAUUAUUGAUUUAUUUAAAGUAACAUUUAGUAAUGAACUAUAUGUAACUGAUUUUAACCAAUUACUUGAACAAAUACAAAAGGUUAAAACAGAGCUAUACAAUAGGGAAUAUAUCGAAGCAUUUAAUGAGGAUUGGAAAAGAGUUGCAUAUUGUUGCAGAUGGACACCAUCUAGAGCUAUUAGUUAUGCAUCACUAUUGAGUCAUUUCCCAGAAAUAGUUGAUAUCAUCACCAAGAGUAAUGAAAGUAAUAACAACAACAAUAAUAAUGGAUCUAAGAUCUUAUGUGUUGGUGGAGGUGCAGGUGCAGAGUUAAUUGCAAUUACUAGUAUUUUUACUCCAUUCAUUCACACAAAAAAGAAAAAAAAUAUUGACAAUGAUAGCAAGAAUACAUUAUUAGAAGUCACAUUGAUAGAUAUUGCCAAUUGGGACCAUGUAAUUAAAAGGAUUAUGGAUCAAGUGAAGGAAAAAUGGUUGUAUAAUAAUAUUUGGAAAACAUAUAAAGUGAAUUUUUUAAAUCAUGAUAUCUUAAGAUCAAUCGACGAUGAAGAUGUGAAAAAUGCUACUUCUUUGAAAAAAUUAAAUCUAAUCACAAUGCUAUUUACUACCAACGAGUUAUUCAAAGAAGAUCGUGCGAGAAGCAUACGUUUUUUACAAAGACUAAAUCAACAAUGUCAACAAGGAUGUUAUUUACUUAUUUUAGAGAGUGCAGGCAGUUAUUCUCAUAUUACUGUUGGGAGUAAGAAAUUCCCGAUACAAUUUUUAAUAGAUACUAUAUUAAUUGGGGCUCGGGGAAAAGGUAUAGAAGGAUGUUGGGAACUAAUUUCACAAAAUGAUAGUAUUUGGUAUAGAUGUGACAACACCUUAGAUUAUCCGAUACGAUUAGAAAAUAUGAGAUUCUUUUAUAGAUUAUAUAGAAAGAAAUAA
Molecule: messenger RNA, 978 nt
Organism: Arxiozyma heterogenica
Lineage: Eukaryota; Fungi; Ascomycota; Saccharomycetes; Saccharomycetales; Saccharomycetaceae
Gene: BMT6
Product: 25S rRNA (uracil2843-N3)-methyltransferase
Exons: 1
Coding region: 1-978 (325 amino acids)
Source: RefSeq, a predicted model, not a curated record